This is a messenger RNA of Rubroshorea leprosula, 2106 nucleotides long. NCBI's taxonomy places the organism in Eukaryota, Viridiplantae, Streptophyta, Magnoliopsida, Malvales, Dipterocarpaceae. The record is from the annotation of a GenBank genome assembly.
CAAUGUCCGGCAGUACUACAAUUUAUCCUCUUUCUGGAACAUGAAGUCGGUGACCACUUCACCAUGACUUUUCCACCCCAGCCUCGCCACCACCGUCACCAUCGCCACUCCUCCUGUCACCGCCAUCCCGGUGCUACCCCUGUCACCGGUCUCUGCGCAUCAUGUCUCCGCGAACGUCUCGAAGGCAUCCAAAACCAGUCCCCAUCAUGCACAUUCUCCACCACCACAACCACCGCCCAGCUUCGUCGCUCUAAAUCUUGUUCCGGGGGCCACAAUCCUUCUUCCUCCUCAGCAUCCGAACCCCGCCGCAAAUCUUGCGACGUUAGGGCUCACAACACUCUCCACGACCUUUUUGCCAUAGAUGACCGAAUAAAAGACCCUAAUCCAAAUCUGAACCCAAAUCCCCUGCCUUCCAAUGUACGAGACAUUGCCGUUUUCCAAGAUCUUGAAGAAGAGGGAGAGUUCAAGACAAUGAAGGAGUUCAUAGAUCUCGAAUGGGGUAACAAGAAAAGUUCAAGAAAGUCAUUCUGGGACGCGGCUUCGGUUUUCAGCAAAAAGUUAAGGAAAUGGAGGCGGAAACAGGAGGAGAAGAAGAAGGAGAACAAUUCCAGCUUGGAGCAAGCGGUGCGUACAAAUUUGAGAAGAUUAAGAGAGGCCCAGUCAGAGGUUGGGGAAUAUGGGCUUGGGAGGAGAUCUUGCGAUACGGAUGCAAGAUUAUCACUUGAUGUUGGGCGAUUAUCUGUGGAUGGCUCGCGGUUCUCUUUUGAAGAACCUAGGGCUUCUUGGGAUGGUUAUCUGAUUGGGAAACAAAAUCCGAAGUCUACCCAGAUGGUUUUGGUUAAGGAGGAUGACAAUGUUGCUGUUGGUGAAGAGAAAUUGAGUGUGGUAGAUGAGGAGGAGAAGAGUCCUGGCGGAACAGCUCAGACUAGAGAUUAUUAUGCAGACUCUGUAAGUUCACAUAGAAGGAGGAGGAGUUUUGAUCGCCGGAGGAUGAGCUUAGGGGAGGGUGAUGAUUUCAGAUCAUCAGUAUCAAAUGCAAAGGUGUCACCAGAAACUGAUGGGUUGUUCCACGGGGCGAAGCUGUUGGUUACAGAGAAGGAGUUGAGAGAUUCUAAUUGGUAUUCUAUCAAAGAUUAUCAAAAGAAGAGUGUGGAAUCUGCUUCUAAGGAUGUUGAAGUUGUUGCUUCUAGGGUUAGGCAGAAAGAGUAUGACUUGAAGAAGUUGCCAAAAUGGAAAAAUUUAUUGAAUAUAUGGGGUUUGAUACAGAGGCAAAAGAGGAGUGAAUUUGGAGAUGAAGAUAUGAAUGUUGGAGGGGAUGUUGACAAUGAGUCUCUAUUAGAGUCUUUGCAAAAGCUAAGGAUGAGGAGGAGGGCGGCCAAUGGAGGCAGAGAUAGAAGUGUUGAAGGAAAUUCGAGCAAUGAGAAGCUAAUAGAGUCUCUGCAGAUGCUCAGGAGGGCUUCCAAUUCAGAAGAAGAUCGAGAUAUUGAAGGGAAGGUAGGUGAUGAGACACUAGCAGAAUCUUUGCAAAAGCUGAGGAGUGUGAGGGUGUCAAAUGCAGAUGAAGAUAGGGAUACUAAAGGAAAGGUCUGUGAUGGGACAUUAGCAGAGUCAUUGCAGAAGUUGAGGAUGGCCAAGGAGGAUGCAAAUGGAGGUGUUGUUGGGCAGAAGCUUGUGAGGAGCUAUAGCGUUAGCUGCAGGAAUUCCUCCAAGUUGGAGGGAGCAUUUCAUGGAAUGAGUAGUGCUGAGACUAAAGGUGACAGUGAAAAGAGAAGGGAGAAUGUUGCACCGCAGCAGAAUUGUAGCAUCAGGUAUUCUCCUAACAAUCUUGACAAUGGCCUCUUACGGUUCUACUUGACACCACUGAGGAGCUACAAAGGAAGCAAAUCUGGAAAAAGUAGGCUAAAAAGCAUGCAAUCUGCUGGUGUGAAUGAACUGUAAUGGCACUUGAAUUUAUUAUCACUUGAAAUGCUGUUAAAACAUGUAUGAAUGUGUUUCUCCUUGUUUGUUCUAUAGAUAAACACCACAUCAGGUGACCAGCUUUCAUAUGCCAACUGCCAAGCAUGUUUAUUUAUUUUUUUAUUUUUUUAACAAAGUAGCAAAUGAAAA